Messenger RNA from Herpailurus yagouaroundi (jaguarundi), 9301 nucleotides. RefSeq names its product calcium voltage-gated channel subunit alpha1 E (gene CACNA1E). The record is from RefSeq and is a predicted model, not a curated record. Gene Ontology annotation, biological process: chemical synaptic transmission; calcium ion import across plasma membrane. Bases 26 to 7405 code for a protein of 2459 amino acids. Gene Ontology annotation, molecular function: high voltage-gated calcium channel activity; calcium ion binding. Gene Ontology annotation, cellular component: neuronal cell body; membrane; voltage-gated calcium channel complex. Lineage: Eukaryota; Metazoa; Chordata; Mammalia; Carnivora; Felidae. The transcript has 49 exons.
CCCCUGCGCAGAGCAAUGUUCUGGGAUGGUGCCGGAGAUGCGUGGACCGAGCCCAGGCCGCAGGCUGCCCGAGCCCGCCCCCUGCCCCGCCGCAGGCGGGAACCCUGAGCCCUGGGCCUUGGGCCGCCGCCACCGCCACGUCCUAGCCCUGCCUGAGGAGGAGGCAUGGCGGCCCCAGCAGUGCGCCCUGCUCGAGGCCGACGCCUCGGACGAGGUGGGCAUGCUGCCCGCCUCCCCGCGUGCCGUCGCCGCGGGCUUCGACAACUUCUUCCCGGUGCAGGAGGGCGAGGGCCCCGGCUGGGAGGGCGGCGCGGCCCUGGAAGCUGGCUCCAGCCCGUUCCUCCCGGUGAGCCCCGAGGUGAUGAAGCGGCGGCGCGGGGGGCUCAUCGAGCAGCGCGACAUCAUCAAGGCCCACGAGGCGCACAAGAUGCAGAGCACCCCGCAGGCCCGGCGCAAGGAGUGGGAGAUGGCUCGCUUCGGGGAGGCGGUGGUCGGCAGGCCGGGGUCGGGCGAUGGAGACUCGGACCAGAGCAGGAACCGGCAAGGAACCCCGGUGCCGGCCUCGGGGCCAGCGGCCGCCUACAAGCAGUCGAAAGCGCAGAGGGCGCGGACUAUGGCUUUGUACAACCCCAUUCCCGUCCGGCAGAACUGUUUCACCGUCAACAGAUCCCUGUUCAUCUUCGGAGAAGAUAAUAUUGUCAGGAAAUACGCCAAGAAGCUCAUCGAUUGGCCGCCGUUUGAGUACAUGAUUUUGGCCACCAUCAUUGCCAACUGCAUUGUCUUGGCCCUGGAACAGCAUCUUCCUGAGGAUGACAAGACCCCGAUGUCCCGCAGACUGGAAAAGACAGAACCAUAUUUCAUCGGGAUCUUUUGCUUUGAAGCUGGUAUCAAAAUUGUGGCCCUGGGGUUCAUCUUCCAUAAGGGCUCGUACCUCCGCAAUGGCUGGAAUGUCAUGGAUUUCAUCGUGGUCCUCAGUGGCAUCCUGGCUACGGCAGGAACCCACUUCAACACACAUGUGGACCUGAGGACCCUUCGGGCUGUGCGUGUCCUGAGGCCCCUGAAGCUCGUGUCAGGGAUACCUAGCCUACAGAUUGUGUUGAAGUCCAUCAUGAAGGCCAUGGUGCCUCUUCUGCAAAUUGGCCUUCUGCUCUUCUUUGCCAUCUUGAUGUUCGCCAUCAUUGGCUUGGAGUUCUACAGUGGGAAGUUGCACCGGGCAUGUUUCACGAACAGUUCAGGUAUUCUAGAAGGAUUUGACCCUCCUCACCCAUGUGGUGUGCAGGGCUGCCCAGCUGGUUAUGAAUGCAAGGACUGGAUUGGCCCCAACGAUGGGAUCACCCAGUUUGAUAACAUCCUUUUUGCUGUGCUGACUGUCUUCCAAUGCAUCACCAUGGAAGGAUGGACCACCGUGCUGUACAAUACCAAUGAUGCCUUAGGAGCCACCUGGAAUUGGCUGUACUUCAUCCCCCUCAUCAUCAUUGGAUCCUUCUUUGUUCUCAACCUCGUUCUGGGAGUGCUUUCCGGGGAAUUUGCCAAAGAGAGAGAGAGAGUGGAGAACCGGAGAGCUUUCAUGAAAUUGCGGCGGCAGCAGCAGAUUGAGCGUGAGCUGAAUGGGUACCGCGCCUGGAUAGACAAAGCAGAGGAAGUCAUGCUUGCUGAAGAAAAUAAAAACGCUGGAACAUCAGCCUUAGAAGUGCUUCGAAGGGCAACCAUCAAAAGGAGCCGGACAGAGGCCAUGACUCGAGACUCCAGCGAUGAGCACUGUGUUGAUAUCUCCUCUGUGGGCACACCUCUUGCCCGAGCCAGCAUCAAAAGUGCAAAGGUGGAUGGGGCCUCCUAUUUCCGGCACAAAGAAAGGCUUCUGCGCAUCUCUAUCCGCCACAUGGUCAAAUCCCAGGUGUUUUACUGGAUUGUGUUGAGCCUUGUGGCUCUCAACACUGCCUGUGUGGCCAUCGUCCAUCACAACCAGCCCCAGUGGCUCACCCAUCUCCUCUACUAUGCAGAAUUUCUGUUUCUGGGACUGUUCCUCUUGGAGAUGUCCUUGAAGAUGUAUGGCAUGGGGCCUCGACUUUACUUUCACUCUUCAUUCAACUGUUUUGAUUUUGGGGUCACAGUGGGCAGUAUCUUUGAAGUGGUCUGGGCAAUCUUCAGACCUGGUACAUCUUUUGGAAUCAGUGUCUUGCGAGCUCUCCGGCUUCUAAGAAUAUUUAAAAUAACCAAGUAUUGGGCAUCUCUGCGAAAUCUGGUGGUCUCCUUGAUGAGUUCUAUGAAGUCUAUCAUCAGUUUGCUCUUCCUCCUCUUCCUCUUCAUCGUUGUCUUUGCUCUCCUAGGAAUGCAGCUGUUUGGGGGCAGGUUUAACUUUAAUGAUGGGACUCCUUCAGCAAACUUUGACACCUUUCCGGCAGCCAUCAUGACUGUAUUCCAGAUCCUAACAGGUGAGGACUGGAAUGAGGUUAUGUACAAUGGGAUCCGCUCCCAGGGUGGAGUUAGCUCAGGCAUGUGGUCAGCUAUCUAUUUCAUUGUGCUCACCUUGUUUGGAAACUACACACUGCUGAAUGUGUUCUUGGCCAUUGCUGUAGACAAUCUGGCCAAUGCCCAAGAGCUGACCAAGGAUGAACAAGAAGAAGAGGAAGCCUUCAACCAGAAACAUGCAUUGCAGAAGGCCAAGGAGGUCAGCCCGAUGUCUGCACCCAACAUGCCUUCUAUCGAAAGAGACAGAAGGAGAAGACACCACAUGUCGAUGUGGGAGCCACGCAGCAGCCACCUGAGGGAGCGGAGGCGCCGGCACCACAUGUCAGUGUGGGAGCAGCGCACCAGCCAGCUGAGAAGGCACAUGCAGAUGUCCAGCCAGGAGGCCCUCAACAAAGAGGAGGCCCCACCAAUGAACCCCCUCAACCCCCUCAACCCGCUGAGCCCCCUCAACCCACUCAACGCCCACCCGAGCCUCUACCGGAGACCCAGACCCAUUGAGGGCCUGGGCCUGGGCCUGGAGAAAUGUGAGGAGGAGCGCAUUAGCCGCGGGGGGUCCCUCAAGGGGGACGGAGGGGACCUGCCGAGUGCCUUGGACAACCAGAGGAGCCCCUUGUCCUUGGGCAAACGGGAGCCACCAUGGCUGGCCAGGCCGUGUCAUGGUAACUGUGAUUCGACCCAGCAGGAGGCUGGGGGAGGGGAGACUGUAGUGACCUUCGAGGACCGGGCCAGGCACAGGCAGAGCCAGCGGCGCAGCAGGCACCGUCGUGUCAGGACCGAAGGCAAGGAACCCUCCUCCACCUCCCGGAGCAGGUCUGCCAGCCAGGAGCGGAGUCUGGAUGAAGGGGGGCCCACCGAGGGGGAGAAGGACCGAGAGCCCAGGGCCAGCCACGGGGGCAAGGAACCCACAAUCCAGGAAGAGGAAAGAGGCCAAGACUUAAGGAGGACCAACAGUCUGAUGGUGCCCAGAGGCUCUGGGCUGGCAGGAGCCCUCGACGAGGCCAACACACCCUUAGUCCAGCCGCAGCCAGAGUUGGAAAUGGGGAAGGACACGGCUCUGACAGAGCAGGAGCCGGAGGGCAGCAGUGAGCAAGCUCUGCUGGGGGAUGUGCAGUUGGACAUGGGCCGGGCCAUCAGUCAGAGUGAGCCCGACCUCUCCUGUGUCACGGCCAACACGGACAAAGCCACCACUGAGAGUACCAGCGUCACCGUCGCCAUCCCCGACGUGGGCCCCUUGGUGGACUCAACUGUGGUUCACAUUAGCAACAAGACUGAUGGAGAAGCCAGUCCUUUGAAGGAGGCAGAGAUCAAAGAGGAGGAGGAAGAGGUAGAGAAGAAGCAGCAAAAGAAGGAGAAGCGUGAGACGGGCAAAGCCAUGGUUCCCCACAGCUCUAUGUUCAUCUUCAGCACCACCAACCCGAUUCGCAGGGCCUGCCACUACAUUGUGAACCUGCGCUACUUUGAGAUGUGCAUUCUCCUGGUGAUCGCAGCCAGCAGCAUUGCCCUGGCAGCCGAGGACCCUGUCCUGACCAACUCGGAGCGCAACAAAGUCCUGAGGUAUUUUGACUAUGUUUUCACUGGCGUGUUCACCUUUGAGAUGGUUAUAAAGAUGAUAGACCAGGGCUUGAUCCUGCAGGAUGGGUCCUACUUCCGAGACCUAUGGAACAUCCUGGACUUUGUGGUGGUGGUUGGCGCAUUGGUGGCCUUUGCUUUGGCGAACGCCUUGGGAACUAACAAGGGGCGGGACAUCAAGACCAUCAAAUCUCUGAGGGUGCUCCGAGUUCUGAGACCGCUGAAGACCAUCAAGCGCUUGCCCAAGCUCAAGGCUGUCUUUGAUUGCGUGGUGACUUCCUUGAAGAAUGUCUUCAACAUACUCAUUGUCUACAAGCUCUUCAUGUUCAUCUUCGCUGUCAUCGCAGUUCAGCUCUUCAAGGGAAAGUUCUUUUAUUGCACGGACAGUUCCAAGGACACAGAGAAGGAGUGCAUAGGCAACUAUGUAGAUCAUGAAAAAAACAAGAUGGAGGUGAAAGGCCGGGAAUGGAAGCGCCAUGAAUUCCACUACGACAACAUUAUCUGGGCCCUGCUGACCCUCUUCACUGUCUCCACAGGGGAAGGAUGGCCUCAAGUCUUACAGCAUUCUGUCGAUGUGACAGAGGAAGACCGAGGACCAAGCCGCAGCAACCGCAUGGAGAUGUCCAUCUUUUACGUGGUCUACUUUGUGGUCUUCCCUUUCUUCUUUGUCAAUAUCUUUGUGGCUCUCAUCAUCAUCACCUUCCAGGAGCAAGGAGACAAGAUGAUGGAGGAGUGCAGCCUGGAGAAGAACGAGAGGGCGUGCAUCGACUUCGCCAUCAGUGCCAAACCUCUCACCCGCUACAUGCCGCAGAACAGGCAUACCUUCCAGUACCGUGUCUGGCACUUCGUGGUGUCGCCGUCCUUUGAGUACACCAUUAUGGCCAUGAUCGCCUUGAACACCGUCGUGCUGAUGAUGAAGUACUACUCUGCUCCCUGUACCUAUGAACUGGCCCUGAAGUACCUGAAUAUUGCCUUCACCAUGGUGUUUUCUCUGGAAUGUGUCCUAAAGAUCAUCGCGUUUGGCUUCUUGAACUAUUUUCGAGAUACCUGGAAUAUCUUUGACUUUAUCACCGUGAUUGGCAGUAUCACAGAAAUCAUUCUGACAGACAGCAAGCUGGUGAACACCAGUGGCUUCAAUAUGAGCUUUCUGAAGCUCUUCCGAGCUGCUCGUCUCAUCAAGCUUCUACGUCAGGGCUACACCAUCCGUAUUUUACUUUGGACUUUUGUACAGUCCUUUAAGGCCCUCCCCUACGUCUGCCUUUUGAUUGCCAUGCUUUUCUUCAUCUAUGCCAUCAUCGGGAUGCAGGUAUUCGGAAACAUAAAAUUAGAUGAGGAGAGUCACAUCAACCGACACAACAACUUCCGGAGUUUCUUCGGGUCCCUCAUGUUACUCUUCAGGAGUGCCACAGGUGAGGCCUGGCAGGAGAUAAUGCUGUCGUGCCUCGGGGAGAAAGGCUGUGAGCCCGACACCACUGCGCCAUCAGGGCAGAAUGAGAAUGAGCGCUGUGGCACCGAUCUGGCCUAUGUUUACUUUGUCUCCUUCAUCUUCUUCUGCUCCUUCUUGAUGCUCAACCUGUUUGUGGCCGUCAUCAUGGACAACUUUGAGUACCUGACUCGGGACUCAUCCAUCCUAGGGCCUCACCACUUGGACGAGUUUGUCCGCGUCUGGGCAGAAUAUGACAGAGCUGCAUGCGGCAGGAUCCCGUAUAAGGAUAUGUACAAAUUAGUGCGGGUGAUCUCGCCGCCUCUGGGCCUGGGAGAGAACUGCCCCUACAGGGUGGCUUGCAAGAGGUUGGUCCUGAUGAAUAUGCCAGUAGCUGAGGACAUGACAGUCCACUUCACCUCCACACUCAUGGCUCUGAUACGGACAGCACUGGACAUCAAAAUCGCCAAAGGUGGUGCAGACAGACAGCAGCUAGACUCAGAACUACAAAAGGAGACCCUGGCCAUCUGGCCUCACCUAUCCCAGAAGAUGCUAGAUCUGCUCGUGCCCAUGCCCAAAGCCUCUGACCUGACUGUGGGCAAAAUCUAUGCAGCAAUGAUGAUCAUGGACUACUAUAAACAGAGUAAGGUGAAGAAGCAGAGGCAGCAGCUGGAGGAACAGAAAAACGCACCCAUGUUCCAGCGCAUGGAGCCUUCAUCUCUGCCUCAGGAGAUCAUUGCUAAUGCCAAAGCCCUGCCUUAUCUCCAGCAGGACCCUGUCUCAGGCUUGAGUGGCCGUAGUGGAUACCCUUCGAUGAGUCCGCUCUCCCCCCAGGAAAUAUUCCAGUUGGCUUGUAUGGACCCAGCCGAUGAUGGACAGUUUCAGGAACAGCAGUCUCUGGAGCCAGAGGUUAGUGAAUUAAAAAGCGUGCAGUCCUCUAACCAUGGCAUCUACCUUCCUUCGGACACCCAGGAGCAUACGGGAUCUGGGAGGGCAUCCUCUAUGCCACGCCUGACUGUGGAUCCCCAGGUGGUGACAGACCCUAGCUCCAUGAGACGCUCAUUUUCCACCAUUCGGGAUAAGCGUUCAAAUUCCUCAUGGUUGGAGGAAUUCUCUAUGGAGAGAAGCAGUGAAAACACCUACAAGUCACGUCGCCGGAGUUACCACUCCUCCCUGAGGCUGUCAGCUCAUCGCCUGAAUUCUGACUCAGGCCACAAGUCUGACACCCACCGCUCAGGGGGCAGAGAGCGGGGACGGUCAAAAGAGCGAAAGCAUCUUCUCUCUCCCGAUGUCUCCCGCUGCAACUCAGAGGAGCGAGGGACCCAGGCUGACUGGGAGUCCCCCGAGCGCCAUGAGUCCAGGUCUCCCAGCGAGGGCAGGUCACAGACCCCCAACAGACAGGGCACGGGUUCCCUGAGUGAGAGCUCCAUCCCCUCCAUCUCUGACACCAGCACUCCGAGACGAAGUCGCCGGCAGCUCCCGCCCGUGCCACCAAAGCCUCGUCCCCUCCUUUCCUACAGCUCCCUGAUUCGACACACCGGGAGCAUGUCUCCGCCGGCUGAUGGAAGCGAGGGUGGCUCUCCGCUGGCCUCCCAAGCCCUGGAGAGCCCUGAGGCCAGCCUGGCGGAGUCUUCCAGCUCCCGGCACGUACAGCAGGGUCAGCACGCCUCCCCACAGCGCUACAUCUCCGAGCCCUACCUGGCCCUGCACGAAGACUCCCACGCCUCGGACUGUGGCGAGGAGGAGACACUCACCUUCGAAGCAGCUGUGGCCACCAGCCUGGGCCGCUCCAACACCAUCGGCUCGGCCCCACCGCUGCGGCACAGCUGGCAGAUGCCCAAUGGGCACUAUCGACGGCGGAGGCGCGGGGGGCCCGGGCCAGGUGUGAUGUGUGGGGCUGUCAGCGACCUCCUGAGUGACACGGAAGAGGACGACAAGUGCUAGAGGCUGCUCCCCCCUCCGAUGCAUGCUCUUCUCUCACACGGAGAAAACCAGGACCGAAUUGGGAAGCCAGUGCUGCCCGGGGGGGGAGGAAGAGGGAGGAGGAAGAGAGAAGGACACCAUGCAUUAUUGGACAAGAGGAAGGAAAGGACCCAAGGAAAACCAGUCGAACGCGCCCGAUUGCUUUACUUCCCUUUGCAAGAUGGGCACUGCCAUAGUUUUGCCUCUUUGCUGGGGAAAGGAAAUACAAGAACACAGAGGGUUAUUCCCACGGCAGAAGGGACGUGAGGAUGGCUUUGCUUCCCCUUGCCCCUUCCCACUUUUCUCUAAGCCGUGGAGGGAUGGAGCUGGCCUGUGUCUACGCCCCUUGCCCUGAAAAGCCUGGAAGAUUUUUCUGGCUCUUACCUGGGGAGUCGUGGAGGCCACAGGAGAGGAACCUCCUCCCUCACCAACUCUUGCUCCCUGGCCAGCACCACUGCCAUCAGGGCAACCGCAACGGCAUCUCAUGCAUUACCCUCUGGCUUGCUUCCCCCAAAGAAGCACAGGCUAAGUUUAGGAGCCUUGGAUGCCAAGGAUAGGAGGCAAGGAGGGAGGGAAAAGCUGAAGUGGAACAAGGGGUCAGGGUGCCGUGGCAGCAGCAGCAAGGGCUGGUCUGGGUGAGCAAAGCCAUAGUCCAGCAGCCCAGACCACAGGGGAGAGGCUCAGAGAGAUGAUGAAUGGGUGGUGUUGGGGGCAACAGUCCUGUCUCUUGGAAGCCUGUCACCCACUCAGCAGGUGCUGCGUUAGGGUAGGCCAGGGAGGUCCCUCAGGCUCCACAGAGGUCCCUGACGCUCCAGGAAGGGUGAUAUUUUAAAAGCAUUUGACCCCUCUGGCCAGCGCACCAGCUGGUGUGAGCAGAGGUUCAGCCUUCCUGCUGGCGCCCUGUGCUCUGCCAGGCCUUAGGCCCUGCAAAUGCUGGUCAUAAGGGAUCCCUGAGGGGGGUGGGGGCCAUUUAAGGCACAGUCUGUUUUCCAACCAGUCUAGAAGAACGUGGAACAGUCCUACAGUUGUAUCGGCACAUACAGCCAAAUGUCAACCUAGACUCUGGCCCAGGAGCCCGCGGGCCUCUCUGCCAGCCCCUGACCAGGCAGCACACAUAAACCCAAGGUGGGCCCUACAUCACCUGGUAGAGACUUCUAGAGAGAGAGGAAAGGCAGACAGACUGAAAUGAGAAGCUUCCAUGGGAGCAUCAGUGUGAGUUUGCUGAGGACCUCCUGGGAGGAGGGGCCCUUGGUCUGGCAGCUUCCUCAGCCAGCUUGUGCUUAAGGGUCAGUUUGGCAUGAUACUUGGAAGGUGAUCAGUAAAUAUACCUCAGCUUAGACCUGGGCUGCUCCUCCUAGCAAAGCAGGUUCUGACGGGGCCUCAUCACAUCAUGUGAUGAGACUGGGCUUUACCCCUCCCCAGAGUAAGAGCUGGGCAGAAGACAGCCUCAGGCCACUGUGUCCUUCUUAACUCCCCAAUCUCAGAAGCGUUACGAAAAAGAGAGCCUUUCUUGGCUAAUCCGUGCUCCUCUUGUUUCGACUGUCCAUUCAGGGAAGCACAUCACUCUCUUUAUCUGGUGGAAUGCACCGUCCCCUUCACUUCCUCCCUGGGCUCAUCACAGUAAGGAGAAGGAUCCCCGGAGAAGGGCGCCAGGCAGGGCUUUCCCUGCGCCACCAGGAGCAGAUGGGGCUUUCCUCGCAGGACCCUCCCCUGGCCUGACAUCACAGUGGAUAAACACUCUUUCUUUUUUAUCCUCCUCCAGCCAAAACAGACUCCACCUCUUGGGUAGGAGAAGUUAGGCGCUGUUGUUUUUCUUAGAAGGAGCCUCUUUUUACUUAUGAAGCUUUGUGUUUGUUUUGGCUGAAAUGGAACUAAGGA